Molecule: messenger RNA, 1686 nt
Organism: Ostrea edulis (European flat oyster)
Lineage: Eukaryota; Metazoa; Mollusca; Bivalvia; Ostreida; Ostreidae
Product: ornithine decarboxylase antizyme 2-like
Exons: 6
Coding region: 1-651 (216 amino acids)
Biological process (GO): positive regulation of protein catabolic process
Cellular component (GO): cytoplasm; nucleus
Molecular function (GO): ornithine decarboxylase inhibitor activity
Source: RefSeq, a predicted model, not a curated record
AUGGGUUUAGAGUUGAAGAAACUUGUAACGAAAACUUUGGCCCGAAAGCGAAAGAAGAAAAAGAGAAAAUGCCUGCGUUACAUAGUACAAAUCUUUUGCCCACCAUGCGGUAUUGUAUAUCGCUCGGUGCAGGGCCUCGGUCGUGCUCCUGAUGCUCCCCACGCCGUCAACGUGUCAUUCGUGACAGAGGGCAACGGCGUGGGGGUUUUAACAGAGCCCCCUGUCAGUGCUAAAAGCCUGUUUACUAAGGAAAGCAACCACAAUGCACAGGUGGUUAACAGCAGUGUUUUAGCAGAGGCUCAUUUGACUACCAAUUUGAGCUUCACUGUGCAUUUGGCUGGACAACACAAGGUCACCUGGGAGACCAUUUUGAUGAAUCGAAACCUGUAUGUGGAAGUCCCAAAUGGAAUUCUACCUGAAGGCUCAAAGGAAAGUCUGAUCACACUUCUGGAAUAUGCUGAGGAGAAGCUUUGCUGCGAACAUGUUAUUCUCUGUUUCUGUAAGAGCAGAAGUGACCGAGCCUCUUUGAUCAGGACUUUCAUGUUCAUGGGAUUUGCAGUGGCCUGUCCUGGUGAUCCCAUCAUUCCAAUGGUACCAGAGGUCAUGUACAUGGUGUACAGGAUUGACCCAGAUGACCUUGAUGACGACUAGUUUUCCUUAAUAAAUAUGGCUUUUAGUAUUAUGGGCCAGUUUUUGAAUUUUUCUCCUGAUAUACGUUUUCAAUUGUUUUAUCAAAAACAACCAUGGUUUUUGUUUCAUAAUUUGUAGUUUUUAGUUCACAACUUUAUUUGCAAAUUAGUGGAAAUAGCACUGUAUUGGUCAAGGAAAGUCAACAGAAUGGAAAAAAAGUGUACAGUGAUACAAAUGUGAACAAAAUUGUAAGCAUUGUUGUCAUUUUCAUAUGUUUUUACCUUGUGUGUACACUUUUCUAUCACAUGUCAGAUUGUUUUCAAGUUUGGAUUUAUGAACAAUUUUUUUGUACACAUCGAGCAUAGAGUCAGUGCCACUUGAUCAAAUUCCAUCAGGGUGUUUUUUUGUUUUUGUUUUUUGUUUUGCAAAAUAGCAACAGCUUAACACUGUAGAAUGUUUUCGUGCAACGGUUUAAUUUUUUUUCCCCACUUUUUAUUUUUAAUUCUAAUGUCCUCUGUCAUGAAUAGACAUGUAUAAAAAAAUCAAGAAAAGAAAAUGUUUUGAAAAACGAAGAAAAAAAAAAAUGAAAAAAAUAUUUUAAAAAUGAAAAAAAAAAUUGAAUGUCAUGUACUAUGUAACGCAGGCUUUUUCGUUUACAUCUUUGAAUUUAUUUCAAAAAAAAAAUCAUUGUAACAUAAUUUUUGUGUAGAAACAUUUUUGCCUUUAAAUGCAAUGGACCAUUAUCAUUUUCAGUCACUAUUGUUUUCAUUUUGUCAAUUCUGUGAGAACUUCAAAACAACAUACAAUUUUUGAUUGUUACAUUUUUUUUCACUGGAUUGUGUGUAAUUUUCCCUUUUUAUAUUUCGAAUUCCUUUACAAAUGUUUGGAGUGUUUUUAUGAGAUUUCAUUUAACAUACAUGUAUGGUGAUGUAUUUACAUGUAUAUGUAAUUAAUGAUCGAGUUGUAAAUUAUUAAUUUUCUUUUGUCUUCUUUUUCGUUUGUUUGCAAAAAUGUUUCUAUAUAAAUUUGUUGUAAAAUAAAGCACAAUGAAAUUUU